Messenger RNA from Phoenix dactylifera (date palm), 481 nucleotides. The record is from RefSeq and is a predicted model, not a curated record. NCBI's taxonomy places the organism in Eukaryota, Viridiplantae, Streptophyta, Magnoliopsida, Arecales, Arecaceae.
ACAUUAUGGAAUUACGUGACAUCGCUGCCCAAUUAAAAUCAUUGGAAGUAGACAUGUCAGAAACUUUUCUUGUACACUUUGUCCUUAAUUCUCUGCCUAUGGAGUAUGCACCAUUUAAGAUCUCAUGCAACACACAUACAGAAAAAUGGACUAUGAAUCAACUUCUAGCCAUGUGUGUUGAUGAGGAGCAGAGAAUAAAACAAGAGAGGCAAGAGAGUGUUUAUCUCACCUCUCAUAAGGGAAAAGGACAUAAAGAGGUCGGCGGUACCAGUCAUCAUAUUCCUGUUAAGAAGAAGAAAAUGAAAGUGUCAGCCAAAGUGACUGACAAAAGGCAAAUAAAGUGCUUCUUCUGUAAGAAACAGGGACAUUUGAAAAAGGACUGCAUCAAGUACAAGAAAUGGCUCGAAAAGAAAGGGAUUGUUGAACAAAAGAAUUCCAACGGAAAGUGAGCGAAGCAUCAUAAUGGGAAAUAAGAUGCGUU